AUGCUGCUGCGCCUGCUGCUGGCCUGGGCGGCCGUGGUGCCCGCGCUGGGCCAGGCUCCCGGGGCCGCUGAGCCCCGCGCCCUCUGCGGCCCGGGAAGCUGCUACGCGCUCUUCCCGCGGCGCCGCACCUUCCUGGAGGCCUGGCGGGCUUGCCGCGAGCUGGGGGGCGACCUGGCCACGCCGCGGACCCCCGAGGAGGCGCGGCGCGUGGACAGCUUGGUGGACGCCAGCCCUAUCGGGGGGCUGCUGUGGAUUGGGCUGCAGCGGCAGCCGCGGCAAUGCCAGCCGCAGCGACCUUUGCGCGGCUUCACCUGGACCACGGGAGACCAGGACACGGCCUUCACCAACUGGGCCUUGCCAACCAUCAUCGGGUCCUGCCCGGCCCAGCGCUGCGCCGCCCUGGAGGCAAGCGGCGGGCAUCGCUGGCUCGAAGGCUCCUGCACACUGGCCGUCGAUGGCUACUUGUGCCAGUUCGGCUUCGAGGGCGCCUGCCCCGCCUUGCUGGAGGAGGAGGGACAAGCCGGCCCAGCCGUCUACACCACGCCCUUCCACCUGGUCUCCACCGAGCUGGACUGGCUACCCUUCGGCUCCGUGGCCGCCGUGCAAUGCCAGGUGGGCGGGGAGGCCUCUCUACUCUGCGUGAAACAGCCCGAAGGUGGCAUGGGCUGGUCUCGAGCUGGGCCCUUGUGCUCAGGGACUGGCUGCGACCUGGGCAAUGGGGGUUGCGAUCAUGAGUGUGUGGAGGAGGAAGAGGGGCACGUGUCCUGCCGCUGCUCCGAGGGCUUCCAGCUGGCAGAGGAUGGGCACAGCUGUGAGGAGGUCUGCGGCCAGGGUCAGUGCGAGCAUCGCUGUGAACUCGGCGGGCCACGAGGCUAUAACUGUGUCUGUAACCUGGGCUUCCGACCGUCUGAGGAAGACCCGCACCGCUGUGUGGACACGGAUGAGUGCCAGAUUGCCGGAGUGUGUCAGCAGAUGUGUGUCAACUACGUGGGCGGCUUUGAGUGCUACUGCAGUGAGGGCCAUGAGCUCGAGGCCGAUGGGAUUAGCUGCAGCCCCUCGGGAGCCCCGGGCCCCAGCAUCUCCCAGGACCUUGGACACGAGUUUCUGGACGGCAGGGAGGAUGCAGAGGCCUGGGAGACCAUCCACGGUGGAUGGACCGAGGUGCCGCCGAUGCCGUGGAUGGAGCCCACGCAGAUAAUGGACUUCGACCUGGCCUAUGGACCCAACUUCCCAGAGGCUCAAGAGCCAAGGAGGUCCUAUCCAGAGGCCACCUGGCCCCCUCCGCUCAGUGCUCCUCGAGUCCCCCAUCACUCCGCGGUGCUGUCUAUCACCAGGCCCAUGGUGAUCUCUGCCACACGCCCUACAGUGCCCUCUGCCCACCAGCCCCCCUUUAUAAUCCCUGCCAUUCACCCAGCUUUGCCUCCUGACCAUCAGUUCCCAGGAAUCUCAUCCAGCUAUCCAGAUCUGUCCCUUGCCCGCCAGCCCCCCAUUGUCUCUGCCCCUCGCCCAGCACAGCCUCCCACCCACAAGCUCCCUGUUAUCUCUGCCACUCGCCCAGCACAACCCCCCGUGCUUCAACCCCCCAUGGCUCAAGAUAGCCAGGUCACUGGCACCCAGACCACCACACAUUUGCCUCAAAUUCCAGCUAACCAUGCCCCAAGAGUUACUAUCCCAAGUGCCCAUCACACCCCUCAAGCCCCAGAUGUCCCGGUGCUCAGAGCCCAGACUACCCAGCUUCCCAAUACACCAACUGUCCUGCCCCCUCUGACCACCACCACCAGGUCCCCUCUGUCCUCUGCCCGUCAAGUCCCUGUGCCUGCUGCCACCCAGCCCUCAGCCCUUCCCAGUCCCCUACCCCCUCACCAACUGAACCCCACUAACCAGACCUCACUCACCAGCCCUAAAGACCCCCAAUCCAAAGCCCCUCAUAUCCCAAGGGAAGAUCCGUCCAACCCUAAGCAAGCCCAAUGGCAACCCUCAGUAACCCCCACAGCCGUCCCCACGGUGCAGGGGGAGGCCAGCCUGGCAGGUCGAAGUCCAAGGGAUGACCGGUGGCUGUUGGUGGCACUGCUGGUGCCAACAUGUGUCUUCUUGGUGGUCCUCCUUGCACUGGGAAUCGUGUAUUGCACCCGCUGUGGCCCUCAUGCUCCUAACAAACGUGUCACCGACUGUUAUCGCUGGGUCACCCACGCUGGAAGCAAGAGCCCUAUGGAACCUGUGGCCCCCCGGGGCAGCCUCACAGGGGUGCAGACCUGCAGAACCAGUGUGUGA
Molecule: messenger RNA, 2271 nt
Organism: Elephantulus edwardii (Cape elephant shrew)
Lineage: Eukaryota; Metazoa; Chordata; Mammalia; Macroscelidea; Macroscelididae
Gene: CD248
Product: CD248 molecule, endosialin
Exons: 2
Coding region: 1-2271 (756 amino acids)
Biological process (GO): cell migration
Cellular component (GO): extracellular matrix; external side of plasma membrane
Molecular function (GO): extracellular matrix binding; extracellular matrix protein binding; calcium ion binding
Source: RefSeq, a predicted model, not a curated record